GGCGGAGGAGGAAUAGGCCGGGGCAGGUCGCGUUCGCUCGCUGCCUUCUUGCCUGGAGAGAGACGAGGGGGGAGGGGGGUGCGGCGAGCGGCUCCUCUCUCUGUCCUCCGCUCCGCUCGCGCCCCAGUGUAAUGAGGGUCACCCCCUCCCCCCAGCUGGCCCGGGAGGGGGCGCGGGGCACGGUUGAUGCGGGCACAGUAUGGAUCAGACUUGUGAAUUAUCUAGAAGAAAUUGUCUGCUGUCCUUUUCUAAUCCAGUGAAUAUAGAUGCCCCCGAAGACAAGGACAGCCCUUUCGGUAAUGGUCAAUCCAAUUUUUCUGAGCCACUUAAUGGGUGUACUAUGCAGUUACCGACUGCCAGUGGAACAUCCCAAAAUGCUUAUGGACAAGAUUCUCCGUCUUGUUACAUUCCACUGCGGAGACUACAGGAUUUGGCCUCCAUGAUCAAUGUAGAGUAUUUAAGUGGGUCUGCUGAUGGAUCAGAGUCCUUUCAAGACCCUGCAAAAAGUGAUUCAAGAGCUCAGUCGCCAAUUGUUUGCACUUCCUUGAGUCCUGGUGGUCCAACAGCACUUGCUAUGAAACAGGAGCCCACUUGUAAUAACUCCCCUGAACUCCAGUUAAGAGUAACAAAGACGACCAAGAAUGGCUUUCUGCACUUUGAGAAUUUUACUUGUGUGGACGAUGCAGAUGUAGAUUCUGAAAUGGACCCAGAACAGCCAGUCACAGAGGAUGAGAGUAUAGAGGAGAUCUUUGAGGAAACUCAGACCAAUGCCACCUGCAAUUAUGAGCCUAAAUCAGAAAAUGGUGUAGAAAUGGCCAUGGGAAGUGAACAAGACAGCAUGCCAGAGAGUAGACAUGGUGCAGUGGAACGCCCAUUUUUGCCAUUAGCUCCUCAAACUGAAAAACAGAAAAAUAAACAAAGAAGUGAAGUGGACGGAAGCAAUGAAAAGACAGCCCUCCUCCCAGCCCCCAUCUCACUAGGAGACACAAACAUUACCGUAGAAGAGCAAUUUAACUCAAUAAAUUUAUCUUUUCAGGAUGAUCCAGACUCCAGUACCAGUACAUUAGGAAACAUGCUAGAAUUACCUGGAACUUCAUCAUCAUCCACUUCACAGGAAUUGCCAUUUUGUCAACCGAAGAAAAAGUCUACACCACUGAAGUAUGAAGUUGGAGAUCUCAUUUGGGCAAAAUUCAAGAGACGCCCGUGGUGGCCCUGCAGGAUUUGUUCUGACCCAUUGAUUAAUACGCACUCAAAAAUGAAAGUUGCCAAUAGGAGGCCAUAUCGAGAAUACUACGUGGAGGCCUUUGGAGACCCUUCUGAAAAAGCCUGGGUGGCUGGAAAAGCAAUCGUCAUGUUUGAAGGCAGACAUCAAUUUGAAGAACUGCCUGUCCUUAGGAAAAGAGGGAAACAGAAAGAAAAAGGAUAUAGGCAUAAGGUUCCUCAGAAAAUUUUGAGUAAAUGGGAAGCCAGCGUUGGUCUUGCCGAACAAUAUGAUGUUCCCAAAGGAUCUAAGAACCAAAAAUGUGUCAGGAGCUCAAUCAAGUUAGACAGUGAGGAAGAUAUGCCGUUUGAGGACUGUCCAAAUGAUCGUGAUUCAGAACAUGACCUGUUGCUGAAUGGCUGCCUGAAGUCUCUGGCGUUUGAUACUGAGCAUUCUGCAGAUGAAAAGGAAAAGCCUUGUGCCAAGUCUCGAGUUAGAAAAAGCUCUGAUAGUAUAAAAAGGACUAGUGUGAAAAAGGGUCUAGUGCCAUUUGAAGCACAUAAGGAAGAACGGAGGGAGAAAAUUCCAGAGAACCUUGGCCUAGACUUUAUCUCUGGGGGUGUAUCUGAUAAACAGGCUUCUAAUGAACUUUCCAGGAUAGCAAACAGCCUCACAGGGUCUAGCACUGCAACAGGAAAUUUCCUCUUUUCUUCGUGUGGACAGAAUACUGCUAAGACAGAUUUUGAGAAUCCAAACUGUGAUUCAUUAUCAGGUUUGUCUGAGAGUGCUUUAAUCUCUAAACAUUCUGGAGAGAAAAAGAAACUCCAACCAGGCCAGGUCUGCAGCUCAAAAGUACAGCUCUGCUAUGUUGGAGCUGGUGAUGAGGAAAAGCGAAGUGAUUCUGUCAGUGUGUGUACCACAUCUGAUGAUGGCAGCAGUGAGCUGGAUCCUACAGAGCACAAUGCAGAAUUCCAGAACAGUGUCCUUGAAAUUACAGAUGCUUUUGAUAAAACAGAGAAUACUUUAUCUGUGCACAAAAAUGAAACAAAGUAUUCUAGAUAUCCUGCCACAAACAGGGUAAAAGAGAAACAGAAAUCCCUCAUUACUAAUUCACAUUCAGACCACUUAAUGGAUUCUACCAAGACAGUGGAGCCUGGAACUGCUGAGAUGUCUCAGGUCAAUCUUUCUGAUCUUAAAAUCGGUAUUCCUAUUCCCAAACCCCAACCAGAAUUUAGAAAUGAUGGUCUCACUACAAAAUUCAAUGCACCACCAGGCAUUCGUAAUGAAAACUCACUGACAAAGGUCGGGCUUGCAAAUCAAACUCUGUUACCUUUGAAAUGCAGACAGCCCAAGUUCCGAAGUAUAAAAUGCAAGCAUAAAGAAAGCCCAGCUGUUCCAGAAACCUCAGCUACGAGUGAGGACCUAAGUUUGAAAUGCUGUUCUUCUGAUACCAAUGGCUCUCCUUUGGCCAGCAUAUCCAAAAGUGGGAAAGGAGAGGGGCUAAAACUACUGAGCAAUAUGCAUGAGAAAACCAGAGACUCAAGUGACAUAGAAACAGCAGUGGUGAAGCACGUUCUGUCGGAAUUGAAGGAACUCUCGUACAGAUCAUUAAGUGAGGAUGUCAGUGAUUCUGGAACAUCAAAGUCAUCAAAGCCAUUACUGUUUUCUUCUGCUUCUAGUCAGAGUCAUAUACCAAUUGAACCAGAUUACAAGUUUAGCACAUUGCUAAUGAUGCUGAAAGAUAUGCAUGACAGUAAGACGAAGGAGCAGCGGUUGAUGACUGCUCAAAAUCUGCCUUCCUACCGCACUCCUGAGCGUGGGGAUUGUUCUUCUGGUAGCCCUGUAGGGACAUCAAAGGUUUUGGUGUUAGGAGGCUCCACACACAAUUCUGAAAAACCUGGAGAUAGCACUCAGGACUCAGCUCGUCUGAGUCCUGGUGGGGGUGACUCUGUGUUAUCUGGAGAAUUAUCUUCUCCCCUGUCCAGCUUAGCUUCUGACAAAAGAGAUCUCCCGGCUUGUGGUAAAAUUCGCUCUAACUGUAUCCCAAGGCGCAACUGUGGCCGAGCAAAGCCAUCAUCCAAAUUGAGAGAAACCAUUUCAGCCCAAAUGGCAAAACCUUCAGUAAACCCAAAAGCCUUAAAGACUGAGCGAAAGAGAAAGUUGAACCGCCUUCCAGCUGUGACACUUGCUACUAACAGACUGGGAAACAAAGAAAGUGAAGAAUCUGUGAAUGGCCCAUCAAGGGGUGGGGCUGAAGAUCCUGGUAAAGAAGAGCCUCUUCAACAAAUGGACCAUUUAAGAAAUGAAGACACCCAUUUUUCUGAUGUACAUUUUGAUAGCAAGGUUAAGCAAUCUGACCCUGAUAAAAUUCUUGAAAAAGAACCUUCUUUGGAGAACAAAAAAGGCUCAGAGCUGGGCUCUGAAAUGAACAUUGAGAAUGAUGAGCCCCAUGGUGUUAAUCAAGUGGUGCCUAAAAAACGGUGGCAGCGAUUAAACCAAAGGCGCCCUAAGCCUGGAAAACGUGCUAACAGAUUUAGGGAGAAAGAAAACUCUGAGGGUGCUUUUGGAGUCUUACUUCCUGGUGACCCCUUGCAGAAGGGCCGGGACGACUUCUUAGAACAAAGAGCGCCUCCUACAAGCAUACUUGAGGACUCGGCAGCAGAUCCCAAUCACAUCAGCCCCUCUGAACCAGUUGGGCCUCGACUGAGUGUUUGUGAUAAGUCCAGUGUCAGCAUGGGUGAUGUAGAAAAGGAGGCAGGAAUUCCUAGUUUGAUGCCACAGACCAAGCUCCCUGAGCCAGCUAUUCGGUCAGAGAAGAAACGCCUUAGGAAGCCAAGCAAGUGGCUUCUGGAAUAUACAGAGGAAUAUGAUCAGAUAUUUGCUCCUAAGAAAAAACAAAAGAAGGUACAGGAACAAGUGCAUAAGGUAAGUUCCCGCUGUGAAGACGAAAGCCUUCUUGCCCGAUGUCGAUCUAGUGCUCAGAACAAGCAGGUGGAUGAGAAUUCUUUGAUUUCAACUAAAGAAGAGCCUCCAGUUCUUGAAAGAGAGGCUCCAUUUUUGGAAGGGCCAUUGGCUCAGUCAGAUCUUGGAGUUGCACAUGCUGAGUUGCCACAGCUGACCUUGUCUGUUCCUGUGGCUCCAGAAGUCUCUCCACGGCCUACCCUUGAGUCUGAGGAAUUGCUUGUUAAGACACCAGGAAAUUAUGAAAGUAAGCGUCAAAGAAAACCAACUAAGAAACUUCUUGAAUCCAAUGAUUUAGACCCUGGAUUUAUGCCCAAGAAGGGCGAUCUUGGCCUUUCUAGAAAGUGCUUUGAAGCCGGUCACUUGGAGAAUGGCAUUGUUGAGUCACGGGCUACAUCUCAUUUGAGAGAGUUCGGUGGAGGCACUACCAAGAUAUUUGAUAAACCAAGGAAACGAAAGCGACAGAGGCACGUCACAGCCAGGGUGCACUAUAAAAAAGUGAAGAAGGAGGACUCGUCGAAAGAGACACCCAGCUCAGAGGGAGAACUGAUGAUUCACAGGACUGCUGCCAGCCCCAAGGAGAUUCUUGAAGAGGGUGUAGAACAUGAUCCUGGGAUGUCUGCAUCCAAAAAAUUGCAGGGUGAACGAGGUGGAGGAGCGGCACUCAAGGAGAAUGUUUGUCAGAACUGUGAGAAACUGGGUGAGCUGUUGCUAUGUGAGGCUCAGUGCUGUGGGGCUUUCCAUCUGGAGUGCCUUGGCCUAACCGAGAUGCCUCGAGGAAAAUUUAUCUGCAACGAGUGUCGCACAGGAAUCCAUACCUGUUUUGUAUGUAAGCAGAGUGGAGAAGAUGUGAAAAGGUGCCUUCUACCUUUAUGUGGGAAGUUUUACCAUGAAGAGUGCGUCCAGAAGUACCCUCCAACUGUCACACAGAACAAGGGCUUCAGGUGCCCCCUCCACAUCUGCAUAACCUGCCAUGCUGCUAAUCCAGCCAAUGUAUCUGCUUCUAAAGGUCGUCUGAUGCGCUGUGUCCGAUGUCCUGUAGCAUACCAUGCUAAUGACUUUUGUCUUGCUGCUGGUUCAAAAAUCCUUGCAUCUAAUAGUAUCAUCUGCCCUAACCACUUCACCCCUAGGCGGGGCUGCCGAAAUCAUGAGCAUGUUAAUGUCAGCUGGUGUUUUGUGUGCUCAGAAGGAGGCAGCCUUCUGUGCUGUGAUUCGUGCCCUGCUGCUUUUCAUCGUGAAUGCCUAAAUAUCGAUAUUCCUGAAGGAAACUGGUAUUGCAAUGACUGUAAGGCAGGCAAAAAACCACACUACAGGGAGAUUGUCUGGGUAAAAGUUGGUCGCUACAGGUGGUGGCCAGCUGAGAUCUGUCAUCCUCGAGCUGUUCCCUCUAACAUUGACAAAAUGAGGCAUGAUGUGGGAGAGUUCCCUGUUCUCUUCUUUGGGUCCAAUGACUAUCUGUGGACUCAUCAGGCUCGAGUCUUCCCUUACAUGGAAGGGGAUGUGAGCAGCAAGGAUAAGAUGGGGAAAGGAGUUGAUGGAACAUAUAAAAAAGCUCUUCAGGAAGCUGCAGCAAGAUUUGAAGAGCUAAAAGCCCAAAAAGAACUAAGACAGCUACAGGAAGAUCGAAAGAAUGACAAAAAGCCACCACCUUACAAACACAUAAAGGUGAACCGUCCUAUUGGCAGGGUACAGAUCUUCACUGCAGAUUUGUCAGAAAUUCCCCGUUGCAACUGUAAAGCUACUGACGAGAACCCCUGUGGAAUAGACUCAGAGUGCAUCAACCGGAUGCUCCUCUAUGAGUGCCAUCCUACAGUGUGUCCCGCUGGAGGACGCUGUCAGAACCAGUGCUUCAGCAAACGCCAGUAUCCAGAUGUGGAAAUUUUCCGGACAUUACAAAGGGGCUGGGGUCUCCGGACAAAAACAGAUAUUAAAAAGGGAGAAUUUGUGAAUGAAUAUGUGGGUGAGCUAAUAGAUGAAGAAGAAUGCAGAGCUCGAAUCCGCUAUGCACAAGAACAUGAUAUCACUAAUUUCUAUAUGCUCACACUAGAUAAAGAUCGAAUUAUUGAUGCUGGUCCUAAAGGAAACUAUGCUCGGUUCAUGAAUCACUGCUGCCAGCCUAACUGUGAGACACAGAAGUGGUCUGUGAACGGAGAUACCCGUGUUGGUCUUUUUGCUUUGAGUGACAUUAAAGCAGGCACUGAACUUACCUUCAAUUACAACCUAGAAUGUCUUGGGAAUGGAAAAACUGUCUGUAAAUGUGGAGCCCCGAACUGCAGUGGCUUCUUGGGUGUGAGGCCAAAGAAUCAACCCAUUGUCACAGAAGAAAAGUCAAGGAAAUUCAAGAGGAAGCCACAUGGGAAGCGCAGGAGCCAGGGUGAAGUCACCAAGGAAAGAGAGGAUGAGUGUUUCAGCUGUGGGGAUGCUGGUCAGCUCGUCUCCUGCAAGAAGCCAGGCUGCCCGAAAGUUUACCAUGCAGACUGUCUCAAUCUGACCAAGCGACCAGCAGGGAAGUGGGAGUGUCCUUGGCACCAGUGUGACGUGUGUGGGAAGGAAGCAGCCUCCUUCUGUGAGAUGUGCCCCAGCUCCUUUUGCAAGCAACAUCGGGAAGGGAUGCUUUUCAUUUCCAAACUCGAUGGGCGUCUGUCUUGUACUGAACAUGACCCCUGUGGGCCCAACCCUCUGGAACCAGGGGAGAUCCGUGAGUAUGUGCCUCCCACAGCCACGCUGCCUCCAAGCCCCGGCACUCAGCAGACAGAGCCUUCAUCAGAGAUGUCAACUCAGGGGCCCAAGAAGUCGGAUCAACCACCUACUGAUGCCACCCAGAUGCUGCCACUCUCCAAAAAAUCCCCAACAGGGACUUGUCAGAGAACACUGCUUCCUGAAAGGCCUCCUGAGAGAACUGACUCUAGUUCCCACCUUUUGGAUAGGAUCAGAGACCUUGCUGGGUCAGGGACCAAAUCCCAGUCCUUGGUAUCCAGCCAGAGACCACAGGAUAGGCCACCUGCUAAAGAAGGACCAAGGCCUCAGCCACCUGACAGAGCCUCUCCAGUGACCAGGCCAAGCUUCUCACCUUCAGUCGGCUCCCUGCCACUGGAAAGAUCUCUGAGAACGACUGACCCAAGGCUGGAUAAAUCCAUAGGUGCUGCCAGCCCAAAGUCCCAGGCAGUGGAGAAAACUCCAGCCCCCACUGGCCUGAGACUCUCAUCACCAGACAGGCUGCUAACCACCAACAGUCCCAAACCCCAGAUUUCUGACAGGCCCCCAGACAAGUCCCAUGCCUCUUUGACCCAGAGACUUCCACCACCUGAGAAAGUGCUAUCAGCUGUGGUCCAGUCUCUGGUAGCUAAAGAAAAAGCACUACGGCCUGUAGACCAGAACACGCAGUCAAAGCACAGGGCUGCGAUGGUGAUGGAUCUCAUAGACCUAACGCCUCGCCAGAAGGAGCGGGCUGCUUCUCCUCAGGAAGUCACACCACAUACUGAUGAGAAGACACCAGUGCUGGAGUCAAGCUCAUGGCCGUCUAGCAAAGGUCUGGGACAUAUGCCACGAGCUGUGGAGAAAAGCAGUGUGUCAGAUUCCCUCCAGACAGCUGGAAAAUCAGCAGCUCCUUCAGAACAUCCUUGGCAAGCUGUUAAAUCGCUCACCCAUGCCAGAUUUCUUUCUCCGCCUUCUGCCAAGGCUUUUUUAUAUGAAUCAGCAACUCAAGCCUCAGGAAGAACUCCUGUGGGAGCUGAGCAGACCCCAGGACCUCCCAGCCCAGCACCAGGCCUGGUUAAACAGGUGAAGCAGCUGUCUAGAGGACUCACUGCCAAGAGUGGGCAGUCCUUCAGGUCUCUUGGGAAGAUCUCAGCUUCCCUCCCCAAUGAAGAAAAGAAGUUGACAACUACAGAACAGAGUCCCUGGGGCCUAGGAAAAGCCUCACCAGGGGCAGGGCUUUGGCCGAUAGUGGCUGGACAAACACUAGCCCAGGCUUGCUGGUCUACUGGGGGCACACAAACUUUGACACAAACUUGCUGGUCUCUUGGAAGAGGGCAAGACCCCAAACCAGAAAAUGCAAUUCAAGCUCUUAACCAGGCUCCUUCUAGUCGCAAAUGUGCAGAGUCAGAACAGAAAUAAUACAGUCACAGAACCAGACAGGCUGUCCCCAGGGUACCAUUUGGGGAGGGAAAUAUUCGUUUCUUUUACCUUCUUGAAAAACAAACAUAUUCCCAACACUUCCACUGUUCUUCUUUCCUUAUAUCUCAGCACUCAGAACUUUUAUGACAUUAGCCCAUGGGGACUUGUGUUUUGUGAACCGUGUAUGGGAAGUCGCCCGGCCCCAGUCAGAGAGACAGACUUGAGUCUCUUUGCCCUAACUUUUGCAUAUGGUCAACUUAAAAUAAAAAGUCCACUCUGGAAUCAA
Molecule: messenger RNA, 8564 nt
Organism: Arvicanthis niloticus (Nile rat)
Lineage: Eukaryota; Metazoa; Chordata; Mammalia; Rodentia; Muridae
Gene: Nsd1
Product: nuclear receptor binding SET domain protein 1
Cellular component (GO): nucleus
Molecular function (GO): histone methyltransferase activity
Source: RefSeq, a predicted model, not a curated record